UGUGGGCGGGGCUAAGGAGUGACGUAGAGGGAGGCGGGGCCGGGCGCGCCGCGGGGGCAGCCGGGGUUCCCUCGCGAUGGCCGGCGUCUUCGACCUCGACCUGGAGACGGAGGAGGGGAGCGACGGGGAGGAGCCUGAACUGGGGGGCUUGGACGUGGACCCAGAUCUCCGCUGCAGUGGCCCCGAUCAGGUGCCAGGAUAUUAUGAAGAAAUUGAAAUCUCUGAGAACAUUGUCAACAAUGGCCCGGAGCGCAUUGGACCCCACUGCUUCGAGCUCCUGCGUGUUUUGGGCAAGGGCGGCUAUGGCAAGGUAUUCCAAGUACGGAAGGUGCAAGGCACAAAUGCUGGGAAAAUCUUUGCUAUGAAAGUGUUAAGGAAGGCCAAGAUUGCCUGUAAUGCCAAGGACACAGCCCACACAAAGGCUGAGAGAAACAUCCUGGAGGCCAUCAAGCACCCAUUCAUAGUGGACCUCAUGUAUGCCUUCCAGACUGGUGGCAAGCUCUACCUCAUCCUGGAAUGCCUCAGCGGCGGGGAACUGUUCAUGCAGCUGGAGCGCGAAGGCAUCUUCUUGGAGGACACAGCCUGUUUCUAUCUGGGCGAGAUCACUUUGGCCCUUGGCCACCUCCAUUCUAAUGGCAUCAUCUACCGAGAUCUCAAACCGGAGAACAUAAUGUUAAACAGCCAAGGACAUAUUAAGCUAACGGACUUUGGUCUCUGCAAGGAGUCUAUUCAUGAUGGAGCUGUUACGCACACCUUUUGUGGCACCAUAGAGUACAUGGCCCCAGAGAUACUGAUGCGCAGUGGUCACAAUCGGGCAGUGGACUGGUGGAGCCUCGGUGCUCUGAUGUACGACAUGCUCACUGGCUCGCCUCCAUUUACGGCUGAAAACCGCAAGAAAACAAUUGACAAAAUCCUGAAGGGGAAGCUGGUGUUUCCACCCUACUUGACGCCAGAUGCUCGUGACUUGAUUAAGAAGUUCCUCAAAAGGAAUCCCAGUCAGAGAAUUGGAGGUGGACCAGGUGAUGCUGCAGAUGUUCAGAGGCACCCAUUCUUUCGACACAUUAACUGGGAAGACUUGCUGGCAAAGACCAUUGAUCCACCCUUCCGACCAUCCCUGCAAUCGGAUGACGACGUCAGUCAAUUUGACACCCGUUUCACCCGUCAGACCCCUGUGGAUAGUCCAGAUGAUGGCUCUCUCAGUGAGAGUGCCAAUCAAGCCUUUUUGGGAUUUACUUAUGUAGCCCCAUCGGUGUUGGAGAGCAUUAAGGAAGGUUUUUCCUUUCAGCCCAAGCUGCGAUCACCACGGCGACUCAACAGCAGCCCCCGCACACCUGUCAGCCCAUUAAAGUUCUCACCCUUUGAGGCCUUCAAGCCAAGCACAGCAGUGGAACUCAUGGAGCUGUCUGCACCCCCUCUCGUGCCUGUACCAGAAGUCACUGCCCCAUUACCCAUCAAAACACCUUCUGGCAACAAAAAGAAGAAAGGGCGAGGACGGGCAAGGUAGCUGGCACACCAAAGAGACCAUUGGAUGGACCGCUUGCCUGCCUGCCUGCCUUGCGGAGUGGGACGCUCUCUCCUUGCAUGGGGUGGGGAUUUUGCUGUUCCACUGUGUAUGCAAAUCCUGACGGGGAGCACAUUUCCUCACCAUCCACACACACACAGGGCUAGGACCCACUUCCCACCCCAGCUGCCAAGGCCUGUGUGGCAUUGGUACUUCAUCCAUGUAAGGAAUAAUCCACACUGAACUGGAUUAAUGAACUAAUCCAGCUCAGUAUAUGAUAAAUUAUGAUAGGAAUCAAAGGAGCUUAGGAUACAUAAAAGAGACUAGCAAUAGUCUCCUUCCUAGGCUGCUGUCCUUGUAAGAAGGUGAGUGGGGAUAGGGAGCGCAUAGCUUUUGUAGUCACAGCAAGGGGAUUGUCUGGUUUCCCUCAGUGCUACUGGAUCUGUGCCAGUUCAAGGUUUAACAGCUUGUCAAGCAAAAAAGUAACGUUGGCAGGGCAACAUGAUCCAAGAGGUUGCUUCUGUGCAGAAUUUGGCCCCCUCCUGGGAAACAUCUUUGCUUGCCUUGCUUUUUUCCAGCAUCCACCCAAGUGCCAAAAAGGACGUUUCCCUCCCUUUACAUCUCGCUGCUGCAAGAUACUGCAAUCCUACAUAUUUGGCCUUUUUUCUUCACCCCCUCAGUGUGUUUGAAUCUGAACUUGUUACCAAGGAAAUCGUGGUUGGACUUAUGCUCAGAAAAUGAGCAGCUUCUUGCACAUCUUAAGUGACUGCUCACAAGA
Molecule: messenger RNA, 2279 nt
Organism: Anolis carolinensis (green anole)
Lineage: Eukaryota; Metazoa; Chordata; Lepidosauria; Squamata; Anolidae
Gene: rps6kb2
Product: ribosomal protein S6 kinase B2
Exons: 15
Coding region: 77-1504 (475 amino acids)
Biological process (GO): signal transduction; peptidyl-serine phosphorylation
Molecular function (GO): protein serine/threonine kinase activity; ATP binding
Source: RefSeq, a predicted model, not a curated record